Messenger RNA from Phaeodactylum tricornutum CCAP 1055/1, 2410 nucleotides. RefSeq lists its product with no specific name. Gene Ontology annotation, biological process: stabilization of membrane potential; potassium ion transmembrane transport. Gene Ontology annotation, molecular function: potassium ion leak channel activity. The transcript is spliced from 2 exons. The record is from RefSeq and is a predicted model, not a curated record. Gene Ontology annotation, cellular component: membrane. Bases 374 to 2410 code for a protein of 678 amino acids. Lineage: Eukaryota; Bacillariophyta; Bacillariophyceae; Surirellales; Neidiaceae.
UCAGUCAAUCGAAAAAAACCUUUGGGUGCAUAAGAAGAAUAGCAAGCCUAUCGUUAGACUCUCUAUUUGCCUUGGAGGGAUUUGUUCUCAAAGGACUUGGAAUGGAAGUGAUCUGCGUUUUCCCGGAAAGGCCGAACUGCUGACGAGGAUCAGAAAUCUUACAAAUUUCCCUGAACCCUUCGGAGAAGAUCGAACGAUGUCGCCGUCCGGCCGACCUCUUGUUCCGAAUUGUAGUACCGUACACGCCGAAACUACAUUUAUCGCUAGUUGGAGAUCCUGCUCCCUCUUGUGCUCCUCUAUCACACAUGCACGUCGCAACUGAUUCAAAAAUCGUUCGUACAAUUUGGAACGCGAUUCCAACCGCCUUCUCGCCAUGACCAGCGAAGGAAGCUCUAUACCUUCCUCCGCCACCUCAGAACCGAGACAGACGAGUACUACCAACGGCGAGGAAUCCAAGACUAUGCAACGGUCCGGCGAUGUCGAGUCCAGCUGGAGCAAGUCGGAACAUACGAGUUCUCGGGGCAACUACGAUUACGAUUACGAUGAAACCACCAUUGAAAAGAUUGUCGUGCAGGAAGGUUACAGCAUAGAUGAUGUUAUUCCAAGGAGGAAAAAAUUACCCAAUAAGAAAAAGGAAAUAUCGAGCUUACCGGAGGUCGCCCAUGCAUUUGAGAAGGCCAAGAUCAAAGUCGACACGGCCCGCCUUUCCGCCAAUGAUGUUUUGCUACUUCGUCAGCUAAACCUUACGUAUCAGACAGAGAUGGAGGUCAAACAGAUAAGCAACUUGGCCCGAUACCAGUCGAUGCAAGAAAUGUCAUUUAUAGCUGUUCUGGUGAUGGUCUUGCUGCAAAUCAUUGCAGUUGUCUUGUGUGCCCACUUUGCCGACGUUUCGGUAGCUGAUGCGUUGCUGUUUGCCAUGUAUACCGUCACAAGCGCAGGAUUCGGAAGCGUCGAUAUCCCCAAAACAUCAGGUUUUCUGCUGUAUGUAACGCUCUACGUAUUUUUGGGCAUUUCGAGUCUAGCCAUUUUGGUAGCGCAAGUCUAUCAAUACCUUGAGUUCGAAAACCAACGUCUGAAUCAUGCACGUGACAAGGCAAGAAUGGCGAGGGAAGGCUUGCGAACGUUAAAGCAGAUUCAAGAUCAAGAACCGACGGUUGAGACUGUUAUUCGCUACGACUUGAUCAGAGCUCUUAAGACAAUUCCACAACCUCGACGGUUUGUGCGCCUCCAAACUAGAGUGACCAAGGAUGUAAAUCCAGAACUCGUCUACGCGCUCGGUGUAGGUGGAUUCUUGACAAGUCUACUAGCUAUUGGAACUUUCGCCAUGAUGGCCAUGGAAGGGUGGACUUUUCCGGAAGCCCUGUAUUUUUCUACCUUUGCUAUGACUUCUAUUGGUUACGGUGAUCUGGCUCCAACGAAACAAUCCAGCACAUGGUUUGUUGUGUUUUGGUUGCCCUUCAACGUGGCGUUUCUCUCAUUGUACCUUGGCACUGUCGCCCAUUACUUUGUCAUGAUCAGUAGAUGGAAUGUUUCUCGCAUUAAAAAAUCACUGACCGACAGCUUAGAAUCAAGCUCCUCCUUGGAACAUAAUAAUACUGUCGGGGAAUAUACCAUUGAUGACACCGACAGCGUCGAAAAUGCAGUCAGCAGAGGAACUCAACGUCGUGAGAGAAUUCGCCAGAACAGCGAUAUGUCAUUUGCCGAAGAAUUACAACGAGAGGGUGCAGCAACGGUGCAAGAUUUGCUUGCUCUGCUUUCUUCUUCCGCAUCGAAAGACAUCCCUUUGCGUUUAAAUGCACCUACCGAUACCGCGGUCAUCGGUUCAGCGAAGCCUACUCCUCUGAUUGAAAAACUCUGGCGUAGCACCACUGCGACCGAUGGACCUUCGUUGGCGUUGCGCUUCCUUGUUGAAAAACGUCUGGCCCGUAUCGUUGCAACGGAGGUCGCCGGCUUCGAAUCGAGCAUGCAAAUUAAGGGAUGUACAUUCUUUGUGACCAUCAACUCAUUGAAGGGCACAGCUGAGAAGUGGCAUAUCCCUCGUCGCGCACGUAGCGCUUUUCGGGCCAGCGCAUUCGAAAGCUUAUUCUUUGUCGGAGAAAGGGAGAUCAUAUCAGAUGGUCUGGACGGCUUUCUCAAGCUCAACCCCUAUGAGUUUAACGACCUUUUUCGUCCUUUUGUGAUGGCGCUCGGUGAUAAGGAGACAAUGGAGGCCUGGCUUGCCUGUACCGAGGUGCUUGUAGAUCAAAGUCCGGGGAAGGAGAUGGCGACAAUCGAAGAGGGCGGUGGUGAAGAGGACGAUGAUCCAGGCUCUAAUAUGGGUAUGCGUCGUAGCUUCCACUUAUCCAUGAAGAACGAGAUCGAAGAUUACUUCCCAGUAAACCAAGGAAACGCGGUUCGUAUACAGCUGUAA